UCUUUCCAACGGGAACAUAUGUCGCCACGACUCUCAAUAUGGCCAGAGACUGGUUUAUACAGACACAGGUGUAUCCGUCUGUUGCUGACGUAGGGAAAUCGGGCGGACUAUGUGGUCUCUUGGAUGGGAAUAUUAAGAAUGAUUUGACAAGACGAUCUGGAAUAGUUGACGAUCCAAACAGUUUCAACUACCGUUCUCCUCCGGAUGCAUUCUCUAUAUCAUGGAGAGCUAGUUCAACAGAGGAUCUGUUUGCUCCUUCCAUGAAUUUCGGGACAUUGAAGUCUUUAUCGUUGACAAAGGUAAAAUUCUGUUCGUGUAACAAGGGUGUAACUGAGUGCAGCUAUCAACAAUUCACAGACUGUAGCGAUAUCACGCGGGGAAAGGAGUAUGAAUGUAUUCUUCACAGUAGCAUCAGCAGACGCAAGCGUCAUGCAAUAUACAUGCAAUCUUUCUCUCCGGAUCCCAUUGAACUUACUCUUUCAAUCAGAGUUAAACGACAAGCUUAUGAUAUAACUGAGAACGCAACAACUACAUGCAGAGCGGCAUUCGAAGCGUCCUUUGCAUACAAAACCUGUCAAGAUAAUGUCGCAGAUUUUUCGAGUGACUCCGUGAAGGAUUGUAUCUUGGAUGUGUCGUUAACAGGAGAUCCUUCCUUAGUAAUAUUCCACAUAGAAAGCGCCAUCGACCAAUGUAAAGCUUUCAUCAACCUCAACGAAACGCUUCAACAGGCGAAACCAGAAGUAGCAAGAGAAAUAACUAGCAUAUGUCAGAAUAACUGCAGCAAUCACGGAACAUGCAAAAAUGGAAGCUGUUUCUGUGAUAACGGGUUCGGCGGUAGCGAUUGUUCCUUUGAUAAGACGAUACCUCCCAACAUAACGGAGGUGUUGGUCGGUGAAUUGUGCGACAAGUCUACAGAAGUCUGUAGCUCCAUCACGUUCUUUGGAAAAUAUUUUGUGGAAAAUACCAAUUCUACAUGCUACAUCAAAGUUAAUGAUGUUGGUUAUUGUUUUAUCGAUGGUCAAUGUGUAGAGGAUGGACAGACUAAGAAGGAGAACGAAAGCAUGAUCUGUGAUGUUAAGCAGAAAUUCUUUGAGUGGUCCUUUGUUAAAGCAACAACGGGGAAGGAGAAGAUAAAAGACGUUAACACCAAAGCUGCUCUAACUACAUCGAAAGAAAGUCACCAUCUCCAGCUACCAAACCAGCAGUCAAGUCCAAUACUGACAUGUUUAAGACUUUAGAGCCAUUAGAGCCACAAUAGAAAAAGUUAAUAAUUCUAAAUCAAUAUAAUGUACAUUUUAUUUAUAUGAAUUCAAUAAGGAAUAUUUUGUUGUCACAGUGUAAAUUCAAUUUCAAACAUUCAAAAUUCAGCGUCAAUGACAGUGAUUCAGUCUUCUUUUGUUCUUUUCAAUUGUA
Messenger RNA from Saccostrea cuccullata (small rock oyster), 1413 nucleotides. RefSeq lists its product as uncharacterized. The record is from RefSeq and is a predicted model, not a curated record. Bases 39 to 1238 code for a protein of 399 amino acids. Lineage: Eukaryota; Metazoa; Mollusca; Bivalvia; Ostreida; Ostreidae. The transcript has 7 exons.